AUGACGAGUGUCGCCGUCGUUAAUGGCCGCACGGACCACGACCUGAAAUGGAAGUCAGGUCUCACGUCUCUCCACCACAGCAAAAACCGAUUCUCUUCGUCCUCCGCCGUAGCUGGUGGAGAUGCGGCCGAUUUCCGGCCAAUUUCCGGCUUGCUAGGGUCCGAUGUUGGCGAGUUUAUUGAAAAUAGUGGUAGAGAGCAGAGGAGAAAGCAGGCCGAUGAGUCACUCCAGCGAGUGAUGUACUUCAAUUGUUGGGGUCAGGGCUGA
Messenger RNA from Ilex paraguariensis (yerba mate), 267 nucleotides. NCBI's taxonomy places the organism in Eukaryota, Viridiplantae, Streptophyta, Magnoliopsida, Aquifoliales, Aquifoliaceae. The record is from the annotation of a GenBank genome assembly.